AUGUCGGCCUCGGCGUCGUCGCCGCCGGCGGGCGAGGAGAAUAAGCAGGAGGCGGCGCCCGUCAGGCACUGCAAGGGCGUCAACGACCUCGACAAGGUCGUGCUCCGCGAGGUCCGGGGCAGCUCCGCAGAGGUGUACUUGUAUGGUGGGCAUGUGACAUCAUGGAAAGAUGAGCAUGGAGAUGAGUUACUUUUUGUUAGCAAUAAGGCUAUUUUCAAGUCUCCAAAAGCUAUACGUGGAGGAAUACCAAUCUGCUUUCCACAGUUUUCCAACUUUGGGAAUCUGGAACAACAUGGAUUUGCAAGGAAUAGGACAUGGUGUGUUGAUAAUGAUCCUCCACCAUUUCCAGUGCCAACCUCCAAUACAGCUUAUGUGGACUUGAUCCUCAAACCUACUGAAGAGGAUUUGAAGAUCUGGCCUCAUAGUUUUGAGUACCGCCUGAGGGUUGCACUUAGUCCUGGUGGUGAUUUGAUGCUAACUUCACGUAUAAGAAACACUAAUGCAGAUGGGAAGUCAUUCUCUUUCACUUUUGCAUACCACACAUACUUCAAGAUUUCUGAUAUCAGUGAGGUGCGAGUAGAAGGUUUGGAAACUCUGGAUUACCUAGACAACUUACAAGAUAGAGCCCGUUUCACUGAACAAGGCGAUGCAAUUGUUUUUGAAUCCGAACUGGACAGAAUAUAUCUGGGCACACCGUCAAAAAUUGCCAUUAUUGAUCAUGAGAAGAAAAGAACAUUUGUUGUGAGGAAAGGAGGCCUUCCUGAUGCUGUUGUUUGGAACCCCUGGGAUAAAAAAGCAAAGGCUAUGUCAGAUUUUGGGGAUGAUGAAUAUAAACGAAUGGUAUGCGUGGAGGCGGCUGCUAUAGAAAAGCCUGUCACUCUAAAGCCUGGUGAGGAGUGGACUGGAAAGCUGGAACUUUCUGCUGUGCCAUCUAGUUAUUACAGUGGUCAGCUAGACCCUGACCGUGUGAUUCAGGAUUCUACUGUCCCGGAGGACUCAAUCAGCUAG
Molecule: messenger RNA, 1008 nt
Organism: Miscanthus lutarioriparius
Lineage: Eukaryota; Viridiplantae; Streptophyta; Magnoliopsida; Poales; Poaceae
Source: the annotation of a GenBank genome assembly